Molecule: messenger RNA, 2835 nt
Organism: Sitophilus oryzae (rice weevil)
Lineage: Eukaryota; Metazoa; Arthropoda; Insecta; Coleoptera; Curculionidae
Product: zinc finger protein OZF-like
Exons: 6
Coding region: 149-1699 (516 amino acids)
Biological process (GO): regulation of transcription by RNA polymerase II
Molecular function (GO): RNA polymerase II cis-regulatory region sequence-specific DNA binding; DNA-binding transcription factor activity
Source: RefSeq, a predicted model, not a curated record
UCUAACCUCAAAAUUUUGUUUGUUUUGAUUUUGAAGGCCGUUUUGAUUUUUUGAAUGUUUUUAUCAUAGUGGUUUUAAUGAUAUGUAUUAUAUUAUCUAAUAUUAUUUUUUAAAUUAAAUUAGCUGUGUUAAAUAAGAACCGGAAAAUAUGGAUAGAAAAAUAAGCAGAGAAGAUAUACCGUACCUGUGUUAUUUUUGUUUAGAAAAACAUAACAAUCUAAAAUUGAUUACAGACAUUCCAUCUACUAAUUUAUUCACAAUAAUUACCGGAAUAGAGCUUAGAUGUAUAACUCCAGAAAAUAUAUGUUAUGUUUGUGAAGAAUUAUUUAACAACUUUUCUGUGUUUGUCGACAAAGCAAAGCAUAAUAUUAAUUUAUUACAAACUGUAUAUGAUGAAUCUAUCAACACAGAGAAAAUACCUGUAUCAACAGAUAAUCUAACUGAAUUAAAAGACAAAGAUAUUGAUUAUUGUGUAGAGCAAGAAUCUAAUUCGAGUUAUACCAGUGAAGGUGGAAAUUUGAAUAUUAAAGAAAAUGAAUUAAUUAGAAAAAGUUUUGAUAAAAGGAAAAAAAGAAGUAAAUUGCUUAAAAACAAAAGAAACUGUUUCAAUGAUAAAAAGCAAAGUGACAAUAAACAAAAGGAGGACAACACCUGCAGUAAAUGUGAGACUACUUUCCUAUCAAGAGUAAAGCUUCAUAAGCAUUUUAAAGAGCAUCCAGAAUGUUCACAUCAUCAUUAUAACUGUUCAGAAUGUAGCAAAGUGUUUAAUCAAAGACAUAAGCUAGUCAUACAUAUGAGAAGUCACACAAAAGAAGAACCAUAUGAAUGUGAAGAGUGUGGAAAGGGUUUUCGAUUUCAGCAAAAUUUGAAAAGACAUACUCUAAUCCAUAAAGGAAUAAAGGCAUUUAUCUGUGAGAUUUGUGGGAAAGCUUUUUCCAGAGCACAAGUCAAGAACGAGCAUAUGAACAUCCAUACUGGAAAUACUCCUUAUGUAUGUACUUACUGUGGAAAAGGUUUUAAAAGAUAUGCAAACCACUUUAUACAUGUUUACCGUCAUAAAUUAAUCAAUGGUGAAGUUGACAAGACUGAGGACAAACAAUUAUAUUUGCAACUGGAAUGUAACAUAUGUAAAAAGGUGUUUGCGAGUAGAAGAGGAAUGGUCAAUCACAUGGCUUUGCAUCAAGACGAACCUAGGGAAAAGAGAUUUUUAUGCAAUGAAUGUGGAAAAGAUUUCGUCACCAAAGCUCAGUUAAAAUCACACAUCAGAACGCAUACCGGAGAGUGUCCUUACGAAUGUUUCGAUUGCGGCAAAAGAUUCCGUCAAUACAGUACCUACAAUAAUCACAAACUUACACAUUCCGGAGCAAAACCUUAUCGCUGUGAAAUAUGUGAAAAGUUAUUCACUCAAGCUGGACACUUAAAAGUUCACAUGAGAACGCACACUGGUGAAAAACCCUUUGUUUGCAACUUUUGUGAAAAACAAUUUGCUUUUAAAAGUAAUUUAAAGGUACAUAUAAGAAUACACACAGGAGAAACACCAUUUAUUUGUGCUGUGUGUGGCAACGGAUAUUAUGAUUCAACCAGCUUGAAAAAACACAUGAAAAGUCACUCUACACAAAGUAUUUCUAGUCGGAGUUCUGCAACUGAAAGUAAGAAUAAUACUGAGAGUUUAAUAAGUCCAAAUGCUCAAGCAGAAUAGUUAUUAAUUUAUGAUUAUUUAUUGAAUUUAUACAAUUUUUUAUAUUAUUUAUAUAUAAAAUCGUUAUGUCAAAUAAGUAAAAAAAUAUAUUUUUGUAAAAAAACUUCACUUUGUAACUCCUCGAUUAAUGCCACAACUGUACUCGCUGAAGAGUUAAUUUUAAACGUUUGACGCACAUUUCGCAACUAUGUAUAUUUUGAUCAUAUUAAUCAAAAUAUGAAUAUAAAAACUUGCUAAAAACAAUUAAACUAAGUUAAGUAAUUUUCUGUGGUAACAUUAAAUUUUACAAAAAUUGUAUUUAAAUUGUUUUAAAUGUUAUUAAAAAUACAAAUAGUAAUGAAUUCCAAUAAAAAUUGAAGAGUCUAGUCUAGAAUAACGUUUUGUAAAAAGUACGUAUAUGAUUAUUUUGGUGUUAAUAUACAAGGUGCCCUGAAGAGAAAAAAGAAAUUCGGCAAUCGGAAAUUCCUCAGUGUGCUAAUAAAAAAAAAUUAUUUUGACAUAUAUCAUCUUGACAUACCUUUCUUUCUUGGGGAAUUACCUCUUUUAUAAUUAGAAUGUUAAUGUCAUAUAUUUUUAAAAAUCAGGUGAAAAUUGUGAAUUAAAUAAAAGCAAUACUUAAAAUAAUGAUAAUUUAAUAAAUAAAAAAACAUAUUUAAUAAUCCUUAAAUCUAUUUUUUUAACUUUUGUUUUAUAUUUUCAAUAAAAACACCAAUAUGUACCCAUUUUAAGGAACUAAAUCAUAAAUUAAAAAAUAUAUGUAUAAAAACUUCCUGCACAAAUAUUAAAAAUUGUUUCGUUUCUAAAAUGGAUAUAAAGCUAUCUUCAACAUGAAAUCAUAGUUUAAAUAUCUUAAUUUAUGUAUUUAAAUACAUUUAUAUGGGUAUUAAAAAAUGUAACCUACUAAAUGUUUAUAAAAAUAUCCCAUUGCACAAAAUAAAUAUUAAAAACCUAUUGUAGAUAUAGACCUAUAGUAUACCCUUUACAUUAAUACGUCUUAAUAUAAAUAAAAACUUAUAAAAAUCCAAAUAAUGGAAUGGUACAUAUAACUUUAAUAAAAUAACUGAAUAAGCCACUUGAUCGAGUCUGCUCACGGUUUGUCAUGGAGGACUUCACGUCUCGCCAUGAUACUGAAGUAA